AAGUCAGUUGAAGUUGAUGACAAUGAGUCUUCAGUGAAUCAAAACAAAGAAAAGUCAGGUCAAUCAAAACAAAGAAAAGUGGUGAGAAAGUAUGAUUCCAAGUACUUAGAAAUGGGAUUUACAUGGAAUGGAGAUGAAGAAGAUCCACGAACACGAUGUAUUAUUUGUUGUGAUCAACUUGCAAACGAGAGCAUGCGCCCAAACAAAUUGUGUCGCCAUAUUGAGACGAAGCAUCCCGAGUUGAAAGACAAACCCCUCGAAUUUUUUGAAAGGAUGCUAAGCAAGUUGAAGACAGGACAGAGCGUUAUGCAAUGUUACACCAAAGUUAAUAAAAAAUCUUUGUACAUGUCCUACCUGAUCAGUUUGAGAAUCGGGAAAGCUGGUAAGCCAGCUAUAAAAGAUACAGUUAAAGUUUUCUUUGGUGAUAAGAGUGAACAAGAAAUUGAAACAAUUCCUAUUUCUAAUAACACGGUCACGCGUAGGAUCGAUGAAAUGUCUCGAUGGAUAGAAAAUCAGCUAAUUCAAAGAGUUCGUGAAAGUACAAUUUUCUCCUUACAACUAGAUGAAUCUACUGACGUACAAGGUCUGCACCAGCUACUUGUUUUUGUGCGUUAUAUAUUAUUUGAGAAGUUGUGCGAAGAAAUGGGAAGCAAUCAUAAAUCACUUCUUCUGCACACAGAAGUACGUUGGCUCUCGUGGGGUAAAGUGCUAACAAGACUUACAGAACUCCGCGAAGAAGUUGCUGUAUUUCUGGAAGGUAAAAGCGAUUUUGCGAGAUAUUUGCGCAACGAGGAAUUUGUUCUGAGGCUCACGUAUUUGGCAGAUAUUUUUUCAAAACUAAAUGAACUGAAUUUGUCCUUGCAAGGAGCAGAAGGUAUCAGUAUAUUCGCAGUUCAUGAGAAAAUUUGAGGUUUCAUGAAAAAACUUGUUCUAUGGAAAAACUGUAUUGACAACCGAAAUUAUGACUGUUUUGAAACAUUUCAAACCUUUGUAAUGGAGAAUGAAGUAAAAGUUGAUGACGAUAUAAUCAUUGAGAUAUCUGAACACUUGAAUAAGCUGAAAGAGAGUUUUGAGUUUUAUUUCCUUGAAGAAAUGAAAAAUAUCCAAGAGAAAAAAUGGAUUAUGAACCCCUCGACAAAUGCUGAGGAAGAACUUUUUAAUUUAUCUGAGGAUGCUUCGUUAGAAAUGAACUUUAACAGCAGAAAACUGAUACAGUUCUGGGUGUCUGUUCGAAAACCGUACCCAAUCUUUUCCACUGAAGCUUUGAAGGUACUUCUCCCUUUCUCAUCUUCAUAUCAUUGUGAAGUUGGAUUUUCAGCAAUGGUAGGAAUUAAAAAUAAAUUCCGAAAUAAACUUCAAUUGUCCAAUUCCUUACGCCUGAAACUAACCCACAUUGAUAAUGAUGUCAAUGCCAUUCUUGACAGUAACAAGAAACAAGCACACACGCCUCAUUAUUAA
Molecule: messenger RNA, 1458 nt
Organism: Limulus polyphemus (Atlantic horseshoe crab)
Lineage: Eukaryota; Metazoa; Arthropoda; Merostomata; Xiphosura; Limulidae
Product: zinc finger MYM-type protein 6-like
Source: RefSeq, a predicted model, not a curated record